CGUGAUUGGAGCGUAAAGAGUAAGCUGAGUGAGAGAACCGCACGCUGAGGAGUAGACAGCAAAACAUUAGAAACCAUGCAUUUCUCCCCAAACAGCAAACGAUCCACAAUCCCCUCUGCACGAAACUAGUUACGCCGGUGUUGUGGUGGUGGAGCGAGCUGCCGCCGUCUGAAACAAUUAAUUAAAUUAUUUUAGUCUGAAUGUUGAUAUUUUAAGAGCAGCAGUAUUACUCUUCCUUAUCUCGUAGAAUCAAAGUGAUCGUGUCUAUUUGUUUUUGUAUAAAAAAAUUAAUAAUAAAAAAAAAACAAAUUCGAAAAAGUGCAAUAAAAAGUAAAUCACAAAAUGAAAAUUCGCAAAAAUUUCUUACCAAAACGUAUUGUCGAUUGGCUGUGCUUCCUUUUGAUUGGCGUAUUCUUGCCAAUCGUUUUCAUAUUCGAAAUCAUUGUCGUAUUGCCGGCUUUUCAUGAGCCUGGUGGAUUUUGGCAUACCUUUACUUUCAUUAUGGCCUGCUUCUUGAUCUUCAACAUUACGGGAAACUUCAUGGCCUGCCUGAUGAUCGAUACCAGUGUGGAUUUUGAAAAUCUUCGACCUCCUCCGGAUGCUGAGAAGCUCGAUUGGUGGUAUUGCAAGAAAUGUGAACGUAUGGCUCCGCCACGCAGCUGGCAUUGCAAAGUGUGUAAAUGUUGUAUUCUGAAGCGUGAUCAUCAUUGCCUUUUCGUGGGCUAUUGCAUUGGACAUCGGAAUCAUCGUUAUUUCAUGAUGUUUGUAGUGUUCCUCUUCAUUGGAGCCACCUAUGCCUUUGUCUACAAUUCACUAUAUCUCUGGGUGGUCAAGGCCCGCAUCUAUCGCAAUUUUUUAUCUUUCCUCAAAAUGACCUGUCCCAUGCUAAUGGUGGUCAGUGGUCCGCUGUGGCUAAAUAUGUUCCUGAUAUUCUAUAACUUAAACAUUUUGGCAUUUGUGUACAGUGUAGUUUUGCUGUGGUAUCAUGGUUCCGGCCUCUUUGAGGGAGGUGUGUGCUAUGAGAAAAGUAAACGUUUCCCCUAUGGCAAACCAAAUUGGCGGGAUAAUCUCCGUACUGUUUUCGGCAAACGAAUGCAUUUGGUGUGGUUAUCGCCUUUGCUGAAAAGUGAAUUACCCGAAAAUGGCAUCGAUUGGAAUGUGGCGGAUGGAGGUGCUAAAAAGACUGAUGAUAAAUUAAGUAAACAAAAUAAAUGAAAAGGAAUUGAAAAUAAAAACUGUUUAUUUAUUUUUACAAAGAAAACA
Messenger RNA from Musca domestica (house fly), 1263 nucleotides. Its product is annotated as probable palmitoyltransferase ZDHHC24. The transcript is spliced from 2 exons. The coding region runs from base 343 to 1215 and encodes 290 amino acids. Lineage: Eukaryota; Metazoa; Arthropoda; Insecta; Diptera; Muscidae. Gene Ontology annotation, molecular function: palmitoyltransferase activity. The record is from RefSeq and is a predicted model, not a curated record.